Messenger RNA from Paramecium sonneborni, 480 nucleotides. The record is from the annotation of a GenBank genome assembly. Lineage: Eukaryota; Ciliophora; Oligohymenophorea; Peniculida; Parameciidae.
CCUUUUUUAAAAUAUGUCUUAAAAGUUCAAAGUCAGAAAGCUUAGAGAUUAAAAGCCAGAAGAUCUUCUUAAGGAUUUAGAAAAACUUAAAGGUGAGCUCAUUCAAUUAAGAACAGUUAAAGUUUCAGCAGGUAAUGCUUAAAAACUUGGAAGAAUCGGAGUAAGAAAAUAAUUAAUAUAAUCAGCUUGUUAGAAAAAGAAUUGCAAAAUUUUUAACAGUCAUUAAUGAAUAAAGAAGAAAUUAAGUUAAAUCAACUACAAAGCAUGCUUCAAAUCUUCCUGUUGAUCUUAGAGGAAAAAAAACAAGAGCAAUUAGAUAAAGAUUAACUAGAAGUGAAAGAGGUAAAGCUUGACCUUAUAUUAUUCUAGCUUAAAAGACUUUGAGAUAAUGGAAAAGAUAAAACAAUUUCCCUUUAAGAAAGUUUGCUUUAAAAGAGUGAUUCAAAUAUAAUAUUAAUAGUACAUUAUUCAAUGCUGGCA